AUGGGAAAGAAGAAGAAAAACGAGGAAGAAGCCAAAGUAGUUGUUGCAGAAUUCAAAGUCUCAAUGCACUGCAAUGCAUGUGAAAGAAUAGUUGCCAAAACCUUGUUGAAAAUCAAAGAAGUGGAGAAGUUUGGAACAGACAUGAACAACCACAAGGUUGUGGUGAUGGGGAAGAUUGACCCUGAAAAGGUAUUGAAGAAACUGAGGAAAAAGACAAGGAAGAAAGUAGAGAUCAUUGUUGACAAGGAAGAAGAACCAAACGAUGCGUCUGAUGAAGGAAACUUAUCGAGACCAUUGAUUGUUCAUCCACUCAUGUUUGAUUGCUGCAAAGAGAGUGAUGGGUUACUUUUGAUGUUUAGUGAUGAGAAUCCUAACGCUUGUUCCAUAAUGUGA
This is a messenger RNA of Fragaria vesca subsp. vesca, 393 nucleotides long. RefSeq names its product heavy metal-associated isoprenylated plant protein 26-like. The record is from RefSeq and is a predicted model, not a curated record. NCBI's taxonomy places the organism in Eukaryota, Viridiplantae, Streptophyta, Magnoliopsida, Rosales, Rosaceae. Gene Ontology annotation, molecular function: metal ion binding. The transcript is spliced from 3 exons. The coding region runs from base 1 to 393 and encodes 130 amino acids.